Sphaerodactylus townsendi is the source of this 2818-nucleotide messenger RNA. RefSeq names its product calcium/calmodulin dependent protein kinase IV (gene CAMK4). The record is from RefSeq and is a predicted model, not a curated record. NCBI's taxonomy places the organism in Eukaryota, Metazoa, Chordata, Lepidosauria, Squamata, Sphaerodactylidae. The coding region runs from base 576 to 1832 and encodes 418 amino acids. Gene Ontology annotation, molecular function: calmodulin binding; calcium/calmodulin-dependent protein kinase activity; ATP binding. The transcript has 12 exons. Gene Ontology annotation, biological process: protein phosphorylation.
CGGUCCUUCUGGAUGUGCCUCGCAUCCACGCCGCCCGCGCGCUCAGGCGUGGUGGCCGGGAGGGCAACGCUGAUUUGAGCCCGGGACGGCUCCCGGGCGCGGCCUUGGUGGGUUGCGAUGGCAGCAGCAACAACCCACUCCUUGCGCAGAAGGCGCCUCUGAAGGCGGGGGCUCACCUGCUCCCCUUCUUUCUCAUCACCAUCCUCCUCCUCGGUCCUCCCCUCGCUCCGGCUGCAGCCCUGCGCGGACCCCCUCUUCUCCUGUUGCCCGAGGCAGGGGUCUUCCCUCACCCCCCCCCCACCUCCACCCCCACCCCGCCGGGCCGACGCCCCCCACUCUCUGGCGCGCGCCUGCGCGAGCGCCUCCCGCAGCCGCCUCCCGUUCCUUUCGCCUUCCGUCGGUGCGAGCGGCUCCGCUGGCAGCCGGCCCUGCGCCUGGCUCGAAGUUUAGCCGGCAGCUCCGGUUCUCCGAGAGCCCUGGUCGGAGCCGGAGGCAGGGGUGGAGGCGCAGGGCCAGCCGCUAGCCGCUUUCUUUUCCCCACAGUCGCCGCCGCCGUUGCUAUCUGAGAGCGCAGCAUGCUGAAAGUCACCAUGCCCUCUCCCUCCUCGUCUUCGUCGUCUGCCGCCUCGGGCCGGGCUCCGGGUGCUGCCGGCCCCGCCGCCGCCGCCGCGCUAGUGCCCGACUACUGGAUCGACGGCUCCAACCGGGACACCUUGGCCGAGUACUACGAGCUGGAGUCCGAGCUGGGACGGGGUGCUACAUCUAUUGUCUACAGAUGCAGGCAGAAAGGAACACAGAAACCCUAUGCUGUCAAGAUCUUGAAGAAAACUGCAUUGCCUGCUGAGGAGCUCUGUAUAACUCUAAAGAAGUUGUUCCAAGAACAGGUAGACAAGAAGAUUGUUCGAACAGAAAUAGGAGUUCUACUUCGCCUUUCACAUCCAAAUAUUAUAAAACUGAAGGAGAUAUUUGAAACUCCCACAGAAAUCAGCCUUGUCUUGGAGUUGGUCACUGGAGGAGAACUGUUUGACAGGAUUGUGGAAAAGGGGUAUUACAGUGAGCGAGAUGCUGCUGAUGCUGUGAAACAAAUCCUGGAAGCAGUUGCAUACCUACAUGCCAAUGGAAUUGUUCACCGUGAUUUGAAACCAGAAAAUCUACUAUAUGCAACACCAGCUCCAGAUGCACCUUUAAAAAUAGCGGAUUUUGGACUUUCCAAGAUUGUUGCAGAUCAAGUAACAAUGAAAACAGUCUGUGGAACUCCAGGGUACUGUGCACCAGAAAUUUUACGAGGUUGUGCCUAUGGCCCAGAAGUAGACAUGUGGUCUUUGGGGAUAAUCACCUACAUCCUUCUCUGUGGGUUUGAACCCUUCUAUGAUGAAAGAGGAGAUCAGUAUAUGUUCAAGAAGAUUCUAAACUGUGAAUACGAUUUUGUUUCCCCGUGGUGGGACGAUGUCUCUCUAAAUGCCAAGGAUUUGGUUAAGAAGUUAAUUGUGCUUGAUCCCAAGAAGCGUCUCAGUACAUUUCAAGCUUUACAGCAUCCUUGGGUCACUGGAAAGGCAGCUAAUUUUGCUCAUAUGGAUACAGCCCAAAAGAAGCUGCAAGAAUUCAAUGCUCGGCGUAAACUUAAGGCUGCAGUGAAAGCUGUUGUUGCAUCAACUCGUCUGGGAAGUGCAAGCUGUCAUGGCAGUCACGACAGCAAUAAGCCCAGCCAAAAUGAAUCUCCAAGUCAAGAAUGUGAUCUGGAGGAAAAAGUGGAAGAAAAAAUAGAAGCCACAAACUUCCCUGAACCUCAGAAAGUGGGCCUUCCACCAGCAGCAUCAGAAGAAGAAUCUUAGACCUUGGUCACUCUUACUUAGCCCUGAUCUGUAAUUUCAAAUCCAAGCCAAGGUACCAUUCAGCAAGAGAGAAUUAGAAGCAUGGCCCCUCUGGUGGCUUUGGUGUGAGAUGCAAAAUGCACCAGCUGGUGAUUUUAACCAAUGCAUGUGACUGCUUCUACAAAAAUUGUAAACAGUCUUUUAUUGGCAUGCCAUGGAUAAAGUGACGUUUACAGUUACACCACAAAUGAAAUGGAGAAGGUGGAGUGUGUAAUACUCCUUUUGAUCAAGUCAUAUAUGUCAUGUAGAGUGUUUAUUGCUAUCUGAAAUGAACAAUUAUAGCCUACAAAAAUAAGCAUUUCAUGGAGAUCACAAUAUGCUUCCUUUGAAACUCAUGAUCAGCCUCUAGUUCAAUGGGCUUAAGAUCCACCAAAUGUUUUUUAAAACUGUAUAUGAAACAUUUUACAUAUUCACUAGAGAUAAUUUGCAAACUGUUUACAACUGGGAACUUAAGAGAUGUAUAUGCAAAAACAUUCCACUGAUUCAAGACUGAAAGGUUUAUUCAGAUGGCUGUGAAAUUUAUGCGCUCCAGAAAAUGAUGUUAAGAAUGCCUUACUUUAUUGAUAACCAUUUCUAUAAUGUUUGAUGACAAACAAAACAUCUCUUGGACUUUUGCCAUUUCAACAUCUAGUAAGGCUAAUUUAUUACACAAUCAGAGAAGAUAGGUGCAGCUUUUUAAGAUACAGUUGUAAUUAAUCAUGACUAUAAAACUGUGCAGCUGUUUAUAUAGUUGGGAAUUAGCAGCCUGCAAUUAUAGAACUGUUCCAGAAAAAAACUAUCCUACAGAAUAAUGGAAGAGCACAUAGAACACUUAAUGGGAUGGCAACAAAUGCAUCCAUGACCAGAGGUAAAGGGGACUGAUGUCUGUCAAAAUGGAUUUCACCAGUUGAGACAGAAAGAAGGAGACUUAGGCAUCUGUACCAAAAAUAAAAGUGUUACAAUCUUUA